Messenger RNA from Haemorhous mexicanus (house finch), 4020 nucleotides. RefSeq names its product merlin-like. Bases 1008 to 2990 code for a protein of 660 amino acids. Lineage: Eukaryota; Metazoa; Chordata; Aves; Passeriformes; Fringillidae. Gene Ontology annotation, cellular component: apical part of cell; filopodium; cytoskeleton. The transcript is spliced from 21 exons. The record is from RefSeq and is a predicted model, not a curated record. Gene Ontology annotation, biological process: positive regulation of protein localization to early endosome; regulation of cell shape; regulation of gliogenesis. Gene Ontology annotation, molecular function: actin binding; cell adhesion molecule binding.
UUGAAAUUAUUUGAUCAGAUACCAUCCAAGGAAUUAUUCAGAAGCUCAUGAUCCAUUUUUACAGCUAUCCAAGCCAAAACUCGUGGGUUUCUCUUAAUUUAGUGCCAGGUUAUUUGAAUUACAGAGCAGGGAAGUGGGGAGGAGCCCUGGUGCAGGCAGGAAAUGGUUAAAGAGUUGCUAUCACCUGGGAAAGCAAUCCUUUGAUUUUUCAGAGGGCGCUAACAUGCUGCAGUUCAUGGAAACAAAGGGAAGGGGAUCAAGUAGAAAAGUUGUUCUUGGAUUUUAUUCUCAGUGGCAAAACUUGUGAGGGCUGCAUAUUGAUGUCUGCGGGGAAAAUACGGAGUUUUUGGAUUAAAAGGGAUUUUUUUUCCCCUUCUUAUCGUCAUUCAAAAAAGCAUCUGUGAGGGAGCAGAGGCAGGAGCGUGAGUCAACAACUGCGCCGAGCCCACGACGCUCGCUCGCCUGUGUUGUCUGCAUUCAAAUCGCUUGCAUUAAUUCCUGAGCUGGAGUAUGGAAAUUCAGCAACUGGGAGAAACAUAAAUGAGUCAGGGGAAUUUGCCACUCGGAGUUGCAUGUGGCUGCCCCAAGGGUGAUGGAUGGUCGUGACUGUCACUGAGAGCCAGUGCCACCUGAAGGGAAGUUUUUACACCCCGAGGAGAACCCUACCAAACCCAUCCAUUCAUAUUGGAGCUGAGAAUAAAUUGCACUCUCACUCUUGGCCAGCUUGAGACAUUUGCCUCCAAGGUGCUGAGUUCUGGUGGAUUUCUCGAGCUUGAUGAUCUUCUAGCCCUUGGACCUCUCCUUUGGACUCCAGUUGUCUUCCCAGCUCCAGAAGUGGUGCCCCACACCCAAAGAAGAGUUCAGCAGAAGCUCCAGCAGAGCCAGCUGAAAGGAGAGGACUCCCCACCUCCCCAGUGGUGUCAGAAGGAUGAAUUUCCUCCUGAGCUCCUCUUCCCCACUCUGAGUUGUCUCCAUCACUUGUUCUCAGCUCUGCCUCUGAUAUCCCUAUGAUUUGGUGUGGCUGCCCUCACCAGCUGAAAAAUAUGUCCAUCAGAGGCCUGAAGAAGAAACAACCAAAGACUUUUAAAGUCAGAAUUAUAACAGUGGAUGCUGAGAUGGAGUUCAGCUGUGAGAUGAAGUGGAAGGGGAAGGAUUUGUUUGACCUGGUGUGCCGAGCCCUUGGUUUAAGGGAGACCUGGUUCUUUGGCUUGCAGUACACAAUUAAAGGAAUGUGCACCUGGUUAAAGAUGGACAAAAAGGUUUUGGAUCAAGAAAUCCCCAAAGAAGAUCCCAUUAGCUUUCAUUUUUUGGCUAAAUUCUACCCAGAGAAGGUAGAAGAGGAACUCUUACAGGAAAUUACCCAGCAUUUAUUCUUCCUUCAGGUUAAGAAGCAGAUCCUGGAUGAGGAAAUCUAUUGCUCACCAGAAGCUACAGUUUUACUGGCUUCUUAUGCUGUUCAGGCCAAGUAUGGUGACUACGACCCAAAUUUCCACGAGCCAGGCUUUCUAGCCCAUGAUGAGCUGUUGCCCAAAAGGGUGCUCAGGCAGUACCAGCUGACAGCAGAGAUGUGGGAAGAGAAGAUCACUGCUUGGUAUGCUGAGCACAGGGGUAUUGCCAGGGAUGAAGCUGAGAUGAACUAUCUGAAAAUUGCCCAAGACUUGGAAAUGUAUGGUGUCAAUUAUUUCCCAAUUGCUCAAAACAAAAACCACACAGAUCUCCUGCUUGGAGUUGAUGCCAAGGGUAUUCAUAUCUACAGCAUUAAUAACAGGUUCUCCCCCAAUAAAUCCUUUGAGUGGAGCUCCAUCAGAAACAUUUCCUGUAGUGAGAAAGAGUUAACUAUUAAACCCCUUGACAAAAAAGCAGAGGUCUUCAAGUUCUUCUCCUCUCAGCUCAAAGUGAACAAACUGAUUUUCCAGCUGUGCAUUGGAAACCACGACCUCUUUAUGAGGAGGAGAAAAGUGGACUCCAUAGAGAUCCAGCAGAUGAAAGCACAAGCCAGGGAAGAAAAAGCUAGAAAAAAGAUGGAGAACCAGAGGCUGGCCAGGGAGAAGCAGCUCAGGGAAGAAGCUGAGAGAGCCAAAGAAGAGCUGGAAAGGCGCCUUUUCCAGCUGGAAGAUGAAGCCAGGCAGGCCAACGAGGCCCUGCUCCGAUCCCAGGAAGCAGCAGAGCUGCUGGCUGAGAAAGCCCAGAUUGCAGAAGAAGAGGCCAAGCUGCUGGCUCAGAAUGCUGCAGAGGCCGAGCAGGAACGCCAGAGGCUGGAGAUCACAGCUCUGAAGAGCAAGGAGGAGAAGCGGCUGAUGGAGCAGAAGAUGCGGGAGGCGGAGCUGAUCGCCGUGAAGCUGGUGAAGGAGUCUGACAGGAGAGCCAAGGAAGCAGAGCACCUGAAACAAGACCUGCACGAAGCCCGCGAGGCCGAGCGCAAAGCCAAGCAGAAGCUCUUAGACAUAACCAGGCUGAAUUAUCCUCACAUGGCCAAGUACCCCCAGUACUCCCCAGGUGACAGCAGAGAUGCCAACUUUGACAAAGGAUCCAUCAAGCUGGAUUUGAAGGACAUCGACCUCAAGAGACUCUCCUUUGAGAUAGAGAGAGAGAGGCUGGACUACUUAGAAAACAGCAGGAAAUUCGAAGAUCGACUGAAAGAACUGAAGUCUGAAAUUCAUGCUCUGAAGCUGGAGGAGAAACAGGCUGGGCUUUACAGUCCCUGGAAUGAAGUCCUGGGCUCCUUGGAUCGCUCCUUAGGAAGUGCCCCAUCAUGGAUGAAAACCUUCGAAACUGGAGAGGCAGUGGAUGUAAAUCUUGAAAGACCUUUCCCUGCUUACUUGUUAAACACUGCAAGCAGCUGGCCCUGCACCAACAAAAUUCAGCACAUGGUGCCAGUGGAAAAGUCAUCUUCCCAAGCCAAUUCCCUGGCUGCCAACAGUGUGGGCACAGGAACCAGAAAACAGAUUAUAAAGGUUCAGCAGCAUGACUCAGAUGUGAUCUACAUUUGAAGCCCCUCAUUUCCCUGCCAGCCUGCUGGGACUGGUGGCCUUUUUGCCUCUGUGGGGACACUUGGGCAGCUCUGGCUGCUGCCAGGUGUGAGAGACAAGGCCCUGGGGAUCCAGAGCUGCCAUCCAGCUCCCAGGCAGGUGCCAUCAGCUGGGAAUGCCACAAGUGCCCCCAGUGAGGCUGGGAGCAGUGCAGAGCCAGAGGAAAUGUUGUUUACUGCCUGUGCACUUUGGAAGGAACACUUCCCACUUUGCUAAAACCCUUCCUCCCCCAGGUGUUUCACACACUUAGAGCUCUGCUGCUGGAGGAAGGAUGUGAGGCAGCAAGUGCCCAGGAGGUGUCUGGGAUGAGAAAACAGAACAUAAGCUUGGUGUUUAUCUCCACAAAAGACUAAUUAUGGUUUUGGUCCAGUCCCUGGGACAUGACUCCCACAGAGCUGCUCGACGUUUUAGUGUUUGCCUGCCAAGUAUUUUCCUUCUCCUCCCCAAACAUUUCUUGGUUCACUUAAUUGAUUUGCAUUUCUCUGUGAGAAAUCUCAGCUUUUAAUUCCAGAUGCAGAAGUGGACAUCUUCAAGGACCUCCCAUUCCUGGGGGAAUCCUUUGUUUGGAAUGCAAAGCUUCUGUUCUUCCAGUCCCUGACCAGAUCAAGCAUUUUCUGCUCGAGCAAACUUUGCAUACAUUAAGUGCCUUUCCACUUCUGUGCAGCACAGCUCCCAAAUUAGACAAAGACAAAAGAUGCUCUUGGUGUCUGCUAAAGUGGGACUUGUUUCUGGUGGAGAGGUGCAUGCAGCAAAGUGCCUGCCUCAUUAGUAAAACCCACUUGCAUUUUCUGGUUUUGUGUGUGUUUAAGUGUCUGCUUCUCCAUAAAUCUUCACUCUGAGGACUUCUGGGGGAGCAGGCAACAUUCAGCUGCAGCCAAAGCAGGAGCCCAGCUGAACUUGUGACAUGUGAUGUAAAAAUGAAUGGUAAUGUUGUUAAAUGUCUUGUUCUAAAAGCUAAGAUUAAAGAAAAAAAAAACAGGUUCAACAAAAA